AUGGAAACCGAAGCAAUCUUCGAGUAUGUUGGAAUGGUGUUUAUCUGCCAAUUGAGAAAUGGUUCGCUUGUUGGAUUUCGAUCCGCAACCAACGCGGAUCAACUAAACCGAAUUCCACGGAUUGCCAAUAAUUAUCUUAGGCUGCUCACUGAAGCUUCGGAAACAAUAAUUGAUAAGGGAAAGGACUUAGAUUGUUGCUCGCUUCUGGUUUUUUUCAUACAAUUUGCAAAUUUUCAAACAGAGGGAAGAACCGAAAAAAGGUUCAAAACAAUUAUGAGCAAAAUUCCAAGUGAAGAUUGUGUUGAGAAAAGUCGGAUUUAUAAUUUUCGAGAUAAGAAGGAAGGAGUCAAGUAUUGUGAAAUUGAUCAUGAAGAAGGUAAAAAUAUUUUUAAUUGUUUCGAAGUUUGUAUGUUCAAUUUUUAAGGACCAUCGGAUCCAUCGAAAGUAAAAAAGCAAAUCAAAACUGAACAGAUUGUUCAAAUAAAGGAAGAAGUUGGUGAUGAUGAGCAAGAACAUCACCAAGAUGUUGAGGAAGAAGUUAACAAUAAUCGUGAAGAACAAGCUUUAGAAGCAAUCAAUGAAAUUCAGUUGGAAAAUGGAGAUUUGGAUGAUGGAGAAGAAGUGGAACAAGUUGAAGCUCGUCAAGUAGUUGAAGAAGAAGUUGAAAAUAAUAUCGAAAAUGUCAGAGUAGAUCUCGCACAUCUCAUGGUUGAAAACAAUGAAGAGAUGAAUGUGGAACCUCAAGAGUCGGACAAUCUUCGCCAUACCGAAGGAAGAUCCACUCUAUCAGGAACCAGUGAGUAUUUUAAUCAUUAGGCUGGUUUUUUGGCCGGAUAAGUACAGCCUAAAUGUAAGAACUAACAGAAUUUGUGUUCUCUAUUUCUAAAAUCAAUAAAAAAACUAUGUAUAACAUAAAACAAUUUCAGAACGCCCAAGCAGCGACGAUUCAGCAUCAUCAUCUUCUUCCGGAAAAAUAAUAAAAUUGAAUCACCAAAAUAUCUCAAUGUCAGAUACACAUUCAGAGCCAUCGAGUUCUCAAGCAAUUCCAGCAGCAUCAGUCCGUAUGUUUUUUUUUUGUUCAGUGAAAACAGCUUGAUAUUUUUGAAUGUGAAAAUUUCAGAAGUUCCAAUGAAUGUGCUGCCAUCGAAUCCAAUGAAUGUAAUGCAACAAGCACAAAACCCAAACUCUGGAAAUAACACACUUCCAAUUGCAUCAUCCCCACCUAACUUGCAAAUGCAUCUAGCUCACAUUCUGGCAAUGCAACAAUAUGCUCAACAGCAAGCUUAUCAAACUCUUUUUCUUCAAACUUGCUUACAACAACUCCAACAAGUCCAAACAAUGGGUAAUCAUAUUUUCAAUUUUGGAAUUAAGUCUACCAAAUCAGCGAAUGACUAUAAUUUUCCUGUAGCCAGAGUCUUUAAACGAUUCAGAAAACAACUAUAGCUAUUGGCAAAAGCAUAUUUCUGAAUAUUUCCAAAUGUAUUUCGGAAAAAAACACAAAAUUAAGCCCAUUUAUUCCAGACCAAGCGAUCUUCAUCUGCGAAACCUAUAGACAAUCCAUGGAACGCAUGGGAUAUCAUCAAAAUAUUUUGAGUAUAGGUAUUUGUGUUUUAAUUUUUUGUCUUCAUCGGCCAAACUAUUUAUAUAAGAAUACUCAAUAACGAGAUGACAAGGUUUUCUUGUCUAUAUAUAUAUUUUCAGGGCAAAUUCUGGCAAUCUACGCUCACCAACGAGGACUGCAGCCACCACAAAUUCCAAAUCCAGGUAUAAUUAUUUUUAAUUCAGAAUGAUUGUAAAUUCGCAUGUUCAGCACAAGUAAAUCUACAAUUGGCAGCACAAAAUGCUUUACAAAAUCUUGCCCCACAAGCUCAAAAUCAAAAUGGUAUUUUUUUCAUAUUCAAUUUUUCAAAAUGAUUUCAUAUUUUUUAGAACAAGUUCAAGAGCCUGCUAUUCAUCGAGAAAUGGAAAAUCCCAACAAUAACGUUCCACCUCAAGAUCCAAAUCAUGGUGGAAUGUUCGAUCAAGGUACUUUUAUAAUUGUUUUUAAAUAAAUUUUAAAAGUACAUUUUCAUUUGACAGGUGCCCAUUGGAAUCCUGCUAAUCAUCAUCCACGAAACCCUCCACAUCAAUAA
Molecule: messenger RNA, 2132 nt
Organism: Caenorhabditis angaria
Lineage: Eukaryota; Metazoa; Nematoda; Chromadorea; Rhabditida; Rhabditidae
Source: the annotation of a GenBank genome assembly